Penicillium macrosclerotiorum is the source of this 1548-nucleotide messenger RNA. RefSeq names its product putative exopolyphosphatase. The record is from RefSeq and is a predicted model, not a curated record. Gene Ontology annotation, cellular component: cytoplasm. Gene Ontology annotation, molecular function: exopolyphosphatase activity. NCBI's taxonomy places the organism in Eukaryota, Fungi, Ascomycota, Eurotiomycetes, Eurotiales, Aspergillaceae. The coding region runs from base 1 to 1548 and encodes 515 amino acids. The transcript has a single exon.
AUGCUUGCCGUGAUUCUCCUUUUCAUUGUGGUGGCCGUUCUUUACUGGUUCCGACCCGCCAGGAUGGGUGCGGCGCGCGCUACACGGCCCGCGUGUGACGUCGAAAAACAGCCGCAACUCGACCUUCGAUCCGAACCCUCCCCAACCACCAUGACACUCCUCCAAUUCCUGCGGCAGGCCCGCCAGGUACACUUACAAUUUCUUGCGGGCACGCUGUCCGAGCCCCCUAUCUACGUACUGGGCAAUCCCUCCGCCGAUCUCGACUCCAUCAUCUCGGCCAUCGUGUACUCUUACUGUGCCUCCAACCGUCUCCCCACCACCACGCCCCGUCCCCAUGUGCCACUCCUCAAUCUCCCCAAUGUGCCCGCUGGCUCCGAACUAUACCGUCUACGCCCCGAGUUCGCGACGGCCCUAUGGCUGUCGACCAAUUUCCCCGCAGUCCGCCCCGAGGAGCGCUUCGAGUAUACAUCCGAGUCCGCUGGCAAGCUCCUGCGGGACCAUCUCGUCACGGUGGCGGACUUUGCACAGAGUCUGAAAGAGUCUACGGCACGCUCAAGUCUGCUAUUUGAUGCGGUCAUGGUCGAUUGGAACGCGAUGCAAUCCCGAGUCGACGGGAAGCGAGGAUAUGGAUCCAUCGCCGGCUUGGAGGAAGUGACUUUCCGUACAGUGGGAUGCAUCGAUCACCAUGUCGACGAAGACUUCAUGCCACGUCCCGAGGAAAUCCCUGCUGGUCAGCCAAUGAUUGUCCUGCCCGGGCCGGGGUCUUGUUCGUCGCUCGUAACGAGUGAAAUGCACAAACGCGCCUUUUGGCCCUCUGGCAAGGACUCCGCUCUGGCGAUCGCACAGGUUGCCAAGCUUAUCUUGGCUCCAGUUCUCGUCGAUACUUCCAAUCUUACGUCUGAGGACAAAGUGAAGGAUGUCGAUAUCUGGGCGGUCGAUUUUCUUCGGCAUAAGGUCGAUUCUGCACAGCACAAUGACGCCAAGUGGGACAUGGUGAUGUUCUAUGAAAAGGUGCUGGAGGCAAAGAAGAACAGUCUGGACUUGUUAACGCUGGAAGAAGUCCUAGAUCGUGACUACAAAGACUGGACGGAGACGGCCCAGUCAUCUGGACAAACCGUCAAGCUUGGCUUUUGCUCGUCGGUUAAGCCGAUCCGCUGGAUCAUCCAGAAAGCCGGUGGGCCCCAACAAUUUUUGGAUGGCGUACGUCAAUUUGCGGCCCGGGAAGAUAAACAGCUGGAUGUGGUGGUUGUGAUGGCUUCGUUCACCUCGACCGAAGACGAGCAUGCUCGCGAAUUGUUUAUCUGCGCCGAUGGCGACUCGGGCGUGGCGGUCGACGGUAUCAAGGCAUUUGUCAAUGACUCUUCUUCGUUGGGUCUUGUUGAGUGGAUGCACUUAGAUGGCGAGUGCGUGGAUUUGGCUGACGAAGCGAUUCGGUCCACCCUGAAUGGGGCCUCGGGCGUCUGGAGACACAUCUGGGUCCAGACAAAUGCAAGUGCUAGUCGAAAGCUAGUCGCUCCGAUGCUACGGGAAGCUGUUGCCAAAUUAUAG